Molecule: messenger RNA, 1125 nt
Organism: Trichomonas vaginalis G3
Lineage: Eukaryota; Parabasalia; Trichomonadida; Trichomonadidae
Product: cell division cycle
Exons: 1
Coding region: 1-1125 (374 amino acids)
Biological process (GO): anaphase-promoting complex-dependent catabolic process; positive regulation of anaphase-promoting complex-dependent catabolic process; positive regulation of ubiquitin protein ligase activity
Cellular component (GO): anaphase-promoting complex
Molecular function (GO): anaphase-promoting complex binding; ubiquitin ligase activator activity; protein binding
Source: RefSeq, a predicted model, not a curated record
AUGUAUUCAAGUCCAUUUCGAAGCCCCAGAAGAAGUAAAAGUCCAAGUACAACAACAUUUUCAUCAUCUCCGAAGUUUACUAAUAGUCCUUCUGUUGGAAGAGAUCGAUUUUCUCCAUCACACCGUUCUCCAACUAGAUCUUCAUCAUCUUCCUCGUCAUCUCCACACUCACCUUUAAGUUCAUCACCAAGAUGUAGUAGUAGUAGUAGAAGACUUCCAAAUGUAGAAUCCAAAAUUCUUUGUGCUCCAGAUGUUUAUUCGACCAUACCAAAUCAAGUUAUUUCAUACUCAGAUUCAGGUGUUUUAGCUAUAGCACUUGCAAAUAAAGUAUAUUUAUACUAUGAUGGAGAUCAAAGAGGACUUUUUGAAUCUUCUUCAAUAAUUGAAGGAUUGUGCUGGUGGGACGACGACCUUGUAAUUUCUUCUGGAGGUAAAAUCGAAGUAUGGCAUACAUCCAGAGAAAAAUCGAUUGUUAAAUUUCAAAAUCAUCGUGCUAUCGCAACGGCACUCGCUGCUUACAAAAAUUACUUUGCCACAGGUGGAGAUGAUGGCAUUAUCUAUGUUUAUAAGCGUAAUUGCUCACAAUUUGUUAAAAUAUCUCUUCCAGGAGCAAAAGUUUGUGCAAUUGCAUGGUCAAAAGAAGGAGAUAGUAUGAUCGUUGCUGAUUCUAAGAAGAGAAUAUUAAUUUAUGACACUGAAUUCGUUCAGAUAGGAUGCAUUACACAUGAUGCUGCCGUAGUAGCUAUAGCUACACUUCCUGGCAACUACCUGGUGACAGGAGAUUUAAGCAAAUAUGGUGUGAUGAGAAUGUUUUCUAUCAAAACUGGUACUGAAGUACGUUCUGUUUGCACAGGAUCUCCAAUAUCUUCUAUUGUAUGGGAUGAUCAUUGGGGCCUAAUUGUAGCAAACGUCAAUUCUCCAUCAACAUGGGAGAUUUGGGAAAAAACUUUCCAAAGAAUUGCAAAAUUCCGCGGACAUGAUAAAGGGAUUAUAUGUAUGGCAUAUCAUAGCCAAUCGCAGCAGCUUGCUACAAUUUCAUGUGAUGAAACUAUCCAAAUCAGCUCCUUAACUGAAAGUUACCAUACAUAUGUAUGUCCAUUUAAACUCGAUUCAACUUUUCGUUGA